Molecule: messenger RNA, 3222 nt
Organism: Cyprinodon tularosa
Lineage: Eukaryota; Metazoa; Chordata; Actinopteri; Cyprinodontiformes; Cyprinodontidae
Gene: sntg1
Product: syntrophin, gamma 1
Exons: 19
Coding region: 749-2326 (525 amino acids)
Cellular component (GO): intracellular anatomical structure; dystrophin-associated glycoprotein complex
Molecular function (GO): structural molecule activity; protein binding
Source: RefSeq, a predicted model, not a curated record
GUGAUUCCCAGCUUCAGUCAUGUUGGCAGCACGAUGCGAGACGGAGACGAGCGCGAGGCUGUGAAAGCGGACCCUCUGCCAGGGAUGGAGACGAGUCCCUGAGACCGCCGCCAACCCGGGAUACCGCCUAUCUGGACUCAUAUGUGUUUUUCUCUAUGAGUGGGGGGGCUGCCUUGUCCUGCGUUUUUUUAUUGUUUUUUUUUUUUUUUUUUUUUUAUUCCCCCUCUUCCUGCAAGCAGCCUAUAGUGGACCUGGAUGCCGUGUGGGCGAUACAGCCACAAGGGAUGUAUUGUGAAUUGGCGGAGAUGUUUUAGUCAGCUUCACAUAGAAUAAAAACAAUUAAAAAAAACAUCCAACCUUACACGGGAUCUUAAAGAUCGCCACCUGUUACCAGAAAAUCAGACUGGACCUCUGUGGAGCAGAACAUUACCGUAGCCCCUUCCUCCCUGAUACUGCAGUGCAGACACAGUUCAGGGACCUUUAGAAGAGAUUCUUUCCUCCAAACGAUAACCUCAAUCUGCUCUCCAGCAUUUGCUCUACUGGGAAUAACCCUGCUAACACACGCACACACAGCCAGCAGGAAUAGUGACAGUGUUGCUCUCCUGCCUCCCACAUAUGACAGCCAUGAUCCUGAGAGGCCCCCUGCUACGGCUAAGAUCAGGGAUCAGCCUGCUGCUCGAUGGCUAGACCUCAGCACUCAAAGAGCCGGGGGCCUUUCUGUUGAGAAUCCCUCACUGCAUUGUAGCACAUGGAUUUCAAGACUUCAAAUGAAGAGACAAAGACUGGGAUUUAUUUGAUGCAAGAAGGUAAUGAGGAGCCAUUUAAUAUUCGACUACACUUGGCCAAAGAUAUUCUUACCAUUCAGGAACAAGAUGUCAUCUGUGUUUCGGGAGAACCUUUUUAUUCGAGUGAGAGGACUGUAACGAUCAGACGGCAGACGAUUGGAGGGUUCGGUCUCAGCAUCAAGGGUGGAGCGGAGCACAAAAUCCCUGUUGUCAUAUCAAAAAUAUCAAAAGAACAAAAAGCUGAACUCUCUGGGCUACUUUUUAUCGGAGACGGCAUCCUUCAGAUAAAUGGAAUAAAUGUCAGAAGCUAUCGCCAUGAGGAAGUGGUGCAGGUUUUGAGAAACGCAGGUGAAGAGGUAACUCUCACAGUGUCAUUCCUGAAGAAGACUCCAGCCUUUUUGAAACUGCCGCUGUGUGAGGACUGCACAUGCAUCCCCAGCGACCAGAGUAGCGGGACAUCAUCUCCCCUGUGUGACAGCGGCCUUCACUUAAACUACCACCCCAACAACACGGACACACUGUCCUGCUCAUCCUGGCCCACUUCUCCAGGGCUUCGUUGGGAGAAGAGAUGGGUGGACCUGCGCCUCAUUCCUCUCUUACACUCACGUUUGUCGCAAUACAUCCCCGGCUCUGACGUCUGCAGGAAAAAUGCUUUCCAGGUGAUAGCAGUAGAUGGAGUCUGCAGUGGAGUCAUACAGUUUCCCAGUGCUGAAGACUGCUUGGACUGGCUUCAGGCAAUAGCCAGUAACAUUUCCAGUCUCACCAAGCACAAUGUGAAGAAGAUUAAUAGGAAUUUUCCUGUGAACCAACAGAUCAUCUACAUGGGCUGGGUGGACGAGAAAGAGCAGGACUCUGUUCAGGACCGGAUGUACUCACCAAAGUUUCUCGCUCUGAGGGGUUCCUCACUCUUCAAGUUCACAGCUCCUCCAGUGACGACGUGGGACUGGACCAGAGCGGAGAAAAGCUUUACCGUGUAUGAAAUAAUGUGCAAAAUUUUAAAGGACAGUGACCUUUUGGACAAAAGGAGGCACUGCUUCAGUGUUCAGACGGAGAGCGGGGAAGAUAUGUUCUUCAGCGUGGAGCUGGAGUGUGAGCUGCUAAUCUGGGAAAAGGCUUUUCAGAUGGCAACGUUCCUGGAGGUGGAGAGGAUACAGUGUAAAACGUAUGCUUGCAUAAUGGAGAGUCACCUCAUGGGACUUACAAUUGACUUCGGCAUGGGCUUUGUCUGCUUCGAUGCUGCUUCAAAGGCAGUACUGUGGAGAUACAAGUUUUCCCAGCUAAAAGGAUCAUCAGAUGAUGGAAAGAGCAAGAUCAAAUUCUUAUUCCAAAAUCCAGAAUCCAAAUCCAUUGAAGCAAAGGAGCUGGAGUUUUCGAACCUCUUUGCUGUCCUCCAUUGUAUUCACGCUUUCUUUGCUGCCAAAGUUGCUUGCCUGGACCCAGUGUUUGUGGAGAGUCAGGGCAACGCUACAACAGCUGGAAUUCCUUCACUGUCCAGCCUCUCAUGCAACUCACAGACUCCAAAACUAAAAUACACCACUUGACAGGUGCUACUGCCUCUGGACCACUUUAAAAGUAAAUACUAGAAUCACCUACGUCAGUGGGAAUGUGAACGUGGAUCAAUGCUAUAACAAUGUUUCAGAUACUUGAGAUGGAAAAAAGACCUCCUUGUGGGUGUUACACUUAAAAUCUCUAAGGAUUCAGGAAUUAUGUUGGACCUGACAUUGAAUCUCUGCUUUGAAUAACUUCUCAGAAAGACUUCAUGAACAUGAUGUGAGAUUUUGUCUUUCUGUAAAGCCUCAGAAACCACAUGAUCAUGUAAUCAAACAAAAAUCCUUAGUAAUUCCCCACAUUAGUUUACCGCCCCUUUUUUUUCUUUUUUUUUUUUGACAAAACAUCACUGAAUAUCCUGGGCGAGAGGUUGCUUGCGUUAAGAUCUGCACACUCAUGGAUUAAAGGGUUUGUACUUAUAAAAUCAUAUGUGUGCAUAUGAAUUCUUUUCACUUGAUUAACAAAUUGAAGCAUUUGCAUGAAAGCUAAGGAAGACCUUAACUUUGAUUGUUAAUCUGGAUGGGAUUUUCUUGGGAACGCAAGCUGACUGUUCUUUUAUCUGGAGGUUAUGACAUUAUUUGUUUUCUUAGGAUAAUAGCUUUAUCUGCUAAUCCUUAUUUGGAUGUGAUUUUCUUUAGACUGAAAGCUAAUUAUUUAUAUUGACAAUUACCAAGCUACAUUUUUCUCCUUAUGUUGAGAAAACUAACUUUUCUUUCUUAUCAUACUGGCUCCACCUGUCAUAAUAUUAAUUUGGAUGUGGGUCAGAAUGUCAUAAAUUGAGGGGUGUUUUUUUUGUUUACAGAAAAUAAGGCAAUUUAAUCACUUUAUCUUUUGCAAAAUAAUUAGUUUCUUUUUAAUAGAAUAGAUGUACUAGCCGAUAUUGUUGAUA